UUUUUCACCAGCCGGACUCCACCCAUUUUCUUAACCAAAUUAUAUAAUUCAUCUGCUUUUACAAUAAACAAUUUGUUUGGGUAAAAUCACCACAAUAUUUUUUUCCUUUUUCUUUUUCCCCCUUCCUUCUUUUACUUAAUCCGGAUAAUCUGAGAAACUUAAAACCCCCAUAACCCACUUUCCAUUUUUCUCGAGCUUUUCUUCUCCAUCUGUAUUCUCUCUUUUUAUUCCUGAAAUUAGAGGUGUUUUGCUAUUUUUAAUGUCCUCACCAAUAAAGCUCUGUAUCUGUUUUACUCAGCCCUCUUUAUUAGUAGUAUGAACAAAAUGAAUAGUCUUCUGUCCUGUUUAAAAGUUAAAAAUCUUGCUUUUUUUCUCUCUUCUAUCUGCACUUAAAAUCUCCCCAAGCUUCAAAAAUCAACCCUUUCUUCUGUUUUCUUUUCUUCUUAAAAUCUUCCCCGAGUUUCAAAAAUCAGCUCUCUUGUUGAAUUUAUCUCUCAAGGGUUUUGGGUUUUGUGUUGGUUUGUUUUUUAUUUCCAUAUAAUAAUCUUUUGUCUAGUUUUUCUUUUCUGGGUUUUUGUGUCUUGGUCUUCUGAGGUCUGUUUUUCCUUUUCCCAUAAUUCUUUGUUUUAUUUUGAUUUUGAUUUUGAUUUUUUUUUUUUUUGGUUUUUUUUUUUGGGGGGUAUUUCCCCCCCCCCCCCCCCCCCCCCCCAAAAAAAAAAAUUCCCUUUUGUUCUGGAAGUUUUAAUCUUGGAGACUUCAGGUGUUUGGGUUCUGGGAAAGUGAUGGGUUUUUGGUGAGAAAAUCACUAAGAAAACAUCUUUUGAGUGUUUUAGGAAAUGGAAGGAAAGGAAGGUAUUACCAUUAGUGGGGUUACAGUGGUGGGAUCAGAUGCUCCGUCGGACUACCACGUGGCCCCUAGGACCGAAAACCCAACUCAGGCCAUUGGGUCAACUCAGCCUGCGGCCACCCAACUCGGCGUCUCGCCGCUGCCCGCGGCGGCGUCUCAACCCAUGAAGAAGAAGAGGGGUAGGCCGAGGAAGUACGGACCAGAUGGGUCAGUGACCAUGGCUCUGUCGCCGAAGCCGAUUUCGUCCUCCGCUCCGCCGCCGGUGAUCGAUUUCUCCGCCGUACACAAGCGGGGGAAGUUCCGGCCGGCGGGGACGGGGAGCAAACACCAGCAGCACAAGGUGGAGGCAGAGAACAAUAUAGGUGAGUGGGUAUCGUGCUCUGUUGGUGCUAAUUUCACACCCCAUCUAAUCACCGUCAAUGCUGGAGAGGAUGUUACGAUGAAGGUCAUAUCAUUUUCUCAACAAGGGCCUAGGGCAAUUUGCAUUCUUUCUGCAAACGGUGUAAUUUCAAGUGUAACGCUUCGGCAGGCUGAUUCUUCUGGGGGUACAUUGACAUAUGAGGGUCGGUUUGAGAUACUCUCCUUGACUGGGUCGUUUAUGCCAACAGAGACCGGAGGAAUGAGGAACAGAACUGGAGGCAUGAGCGUUUCUUUAGCAAGCCCAGAUGGACGAGUUGUUGGUGGUGGAGUCGCCGGUUUGUUGGUAGCCGCUAGUCCUGUGCAGAUUGUCGUUGGAAGUUUUCUGGCCGGGAACCAGCAUGAACAGAAGUCCAAGAAACAGAAAACAGAAUUUGCAACAACUGCCUCACCAACUGCCGCCAUCCCCAUUUCUAGCGCAGAGAUGGAAGAGACAUAUGGUGGACCACCAACUUCAGCUACCCAGAAAACAAAUUUCUCCUCUUCUUUCCGUGGAGAUAACUGGUCGUCAUUGCCUCCAGAAUCUAGGAAUAAGCCAACUGAUAUCAACGUAACUCUUCCCGGGUAGAUGUCCAGAGCAAGCCUCCACGGAUUAUGCAGAUUGAGGUUUGUUACUGACCGGUGAACAAAUUGGCUAUGAAACCCUAAUUGACAGUCUCUCUCUUCACCUUGUUUGUUUGUCUGUAAAACUGGUUAUUCUGAGUACGAACCGGCACGUUGAGUUCCGACAGGGUUUGUGUUCUUCCUUUGUUUUGCAGUUUAAUUAGUUAGAGCAUUAGAUAGAUGCUUCUUCUGCCAUUGUUGUCCUUUAGAAUAAUCCUAUUGUAUUGUUAUCCAUGGAGGUACCUUUCAUAAUGCAAUCCACUUCGAACA
Molecule: messenger RNA, 2137 nt
Organism: Rhododendron vialii
Lineage: Eukaryota; Viridiplantae; Streptophyta; Magnoliopsida; Ericales; Ericaceae
Product: AT-hook motif nuclear-localized protein 1-like
Exons: 5
Coding region: 837-1832 (331 amino acids)
Molecular function (GO): minor groove of adenine-thymine-rich DNA binding
Source: RefSeq, a predicted model, not a curated record